Messenger RNA from Canis lupus familiaris (dog), 5218 nucleotides. It is a transcript of the gene HSPA4L, whose product is annotated as heat shock protein family A (Hsp70) member 4 like. Gene Ontology annotation, cellular component: nucleus; cytosol. The transcript has 20 exons. Gene Ontology annotation, biological process: protein folding. The record is from RefSeq and is a predicted model, not a curated record. The coding region runs from base 128 to 3028 and encodes 966 amino acids. NCBI's taxonomy places the organism in Eukaryota, Metazoa, Chordata, Mammalia, Carnivora, Canidae. Gene Ontology annotation, molecular function: ATP-dependent protein folding chaperone; ATP binding.
ACCCGGAGCUCCGCGUCUUCCUGGGUGCUUGUGAGAUGGGGAGAGAGAUGAGGUUCUUCAGUACAGAAAGUCUGGAGACCAGAGCCUACUACCAUUCUUUCCAGUGUCCUUAGUGUUAGCCUGGAGAAUGGAUUUCCCGUUACUCCUAGCCUCAGCCGCAGGCGCUAUCGUCACGCUCGCCGCCGCUGCUGUUGCCGCAUUGCUGGUAGUAAGAAGUCUAAGUUCUUUUAAGAAGAGAACAAGCACGGACGACGGGAGUAGUAAAGAAGUCCAUUUCCAGAUGGAAACAAAGAGGAAGCAGGAGACACACAAAGAAUCGGGCGGGACGGCCGAGGAGACACUGGAAGAGCUGGGAGAGAGGGAACGGGGAGCCCACGAAGACGUGACCGCGGGGGAACGGGACAGCCGAGCCCGGAGCCCCAGUUCCUGGAGCAGCAGCUCAGAAAAGGACGCGGUUCCCGCGCGGGAGGCUUCAGCGCAAGUACCCCGACCAUCGGGCGGCGGGAUGUCUGUGGUUGGCAUUGACCUCGGCUUUCUCAACUGCUACAUCGCCGUAGCAAGGAGCGGCGGCAUCGAGACCAUCGCCAAUGAGUACAGCGACAGGUGUACCCCAGCCUGUAUAUCUUUGGGAUCAAGAACUCGAGCCAUUGGAAAUGCAGCUAAGAGCCAGAUAGUCACGAAUGUAAGAAAUACAAUUCAUGGCUUCAAAAAGCUUCACGGGAGAUCAUUUGAUGAUCCUAUCGUGCAAACUGAAAGGAUCAGGCUUCCUUAUGAACUGCAGAAGAUGCCAAAUGGAAGUGCAGGAGUUAAGGUGCGGUACCUAGAAGAAGAGAGACCUUUUGCAAUUGAGCAAGUUACUGGAAUGCUGUUGGCCAAACUUAAAGAGACUUCAGAAAAUGCUUUGAAGAAACCAGUGGCCGACUGUGUGAUUUCAAUUCCUAGCUUUUUCACUGAUGCUGAGAGAAGAUCUGUGAUGGCUGCAGCACAGGUUGCAGGUUUAAAUUGUUUAAGGUUGAUGAAUGAAACUACUGCAGUUGCUCUAGCAUAUGGAAUUUAUAAACAGGAUCUUCCCCCAUUAGAUGAGAAACCAAGAAAUGUAAUAUUUAUUGAUAUGGGACAUUCUGCCUACCAGGUCUCAGUUUGUGCUUUUAACAAAGGAAAACUUAAAGUCUUGGCUACCACCUUUGAUCCAUAUUUGGGUGGCAGGAACUUUGAUGAGGCUUUAGUAGACUACUUCUGUGAGGAGUUCAAGACCAAAUAUAAGAUAAAUGUGAAAGAAAAUUCUCGGGCUUUGUUGCGUUUAUAUCAGGAAUGUGAAAAACUGAAGAAGCUAAUGAGCGCAAAUGCAUCAGAUCUUCCACUGAACAUUGAGUGUUUUAUGAAUGACCUUGAUGUUUCUAGUAAAAUGAACAGAGCUCAAUUUGAACAAUUGUGUGCUUCCCUAUUCACCAGGAUCGAGCCACCAUUAAAAGCAGUAAUGGAACAAGCUAACUUGCAACGUGAAGACAUAAGUAGUAUAGAAAUUGUAGGGGGAGCAACACGAAUUCCUGCAGUGAAAGAACAAAUCACUAAAUUCUUUCUUAAAGACAUAAGUACCACAUUAAAUGCUGAUGAAGCUGUUGCAAGAGGAUGUGCAUUACAGUGUGCGAUUCUCUCACCAGCAUUUAAAGUGCGUGAAUUUUCUAUAACAGACCUUGUUCCCUAUUCAAUCACAUUAAGAUGGAAGACCUCUUUUGAAGAUGGAACUGGGGAAUGUGAAGUAUUCUGUAAGAAUCAUCCUGCCCCAUUUUCAAAAGUCAUUACUUUCCACAAGAAGGAACCAUUUGAACUAGAAGCAUUUUAUACUAAUUUACAUGAAGUGCCUUAUCCUGAUCCAAGAAUUGGGAGCUUCACUAUUCAGAAUGUUUUGCCUCAGUCUGAUGGUGAUAGUUCCAAAGUGAAGGUUAAAGUUCGUGUUAACAUUCAUGGAAUCUUCAGUGUGGCCAGUGCAUCAGUAAUUGAGAAGCAAAAUGUAGAAGGGGAUCACAGUGAUGCUCCUAUGGAGACAGAAACUUCAUUUAAGAAUGAAGGCAAGGAUGAUGUGGAUAAAAUGCAAGUUGACCAAGAAGAAGGAGGGCAUCAAAAAUGCCAUGCUGAACAUACCCCAGAAGAGGAAAUCGAUCAUACAGGAACCAAAACAAAGUCAGCUCCCUCAGACAAACAAGAUCGAUUAAACCAGACCAUUAAAAAAGGAAAAGUCAAGAGUAUUGAUCUGCCUAUUCAGAGCAGCCUGUGUAGACAGUUGGGCCAAGAUCUUCUCAACAGCUACAUUGAAAAUGAGGGGAAGAUGAUAAUGCAAGAUAAAUUAGAGAAAGAAAGAAAUGAUGCUAAGAAUGCUGUUGAAGAAUAUGUAUAUGAUUUUAGAGACAAGCUGGGCACAGUCUAUGAAAAAUUCAUCACUCAAGAAGACUUGAAUAAACUGUCUGCAAUAUUGGAAGACACAGAAAAUUGGCUUUAUGAAGAAGGAGAGGACCAACCUAAACAAAUUUAUGUGGAUAAGCUUCAAGAACUAAAGAAAUAUGGCCAGCCUAUUCAGAUGAGGUACAUGGAACAUGAAGAGAGACCAAAAGCUUUAAACGACUUGGGAAAAAAGAUUCAGCUUGUUAUGAAAGUGAUAGAAGCAUACAGAAACAAGGAUGAAAGAUACGAUCAUCUGGAUCCUGCUGAUGUGGAAAAAGUUGAAAAAUACAUUAGUGAAGCCAUGAGUUGGCUGAACAGUAAGAUGAAUGCACAGAACAAACUAAGUCUCACUCAAGAUCCUGUGGUGAAAGUUUCAGAAAUAGUUGCAAAGUCAAAGGACCUGGAUAAUUUUUGUAACCCCAUCAUUUACAAGCCCAAACCGAAAGUAGAGGUUGCUGAAGACAAAGCAAAAGCUAAUAGUGAACACAAUGGACCAAUGGAUGGACAGAGUGGGACUGAAACUAAAGCAGAUACAACAAAAGACAGCUCCCAGCAUACUAAAUCUUCUGGAGAGAUGGAAGUGGACUAAGUCUUAAUUUCACCUUCACAUAAUUCAAACAGUGCAAGCAACCACAAGGUCCAUUCUUCCUUUUACAUGUGGUACACACAACAUAUGUUCAAUUGUUCUUAACCACUUUUUGUCAUUUGUUUUUUGCAGUAGUUUUGAAAAGUGUUUUAUAUUGAGUGCACCUCUGUUCAUUUCCAUUGCUGCUUAUGUGAAGCUUUAGCUGAGUAUAGAUUUACAAGUCAGUUUUAGCUUUCCUAAUACAUGUUGUAUCAAACAUGCAAGACUGAUAUGUAUUUGGCAACAAUCUACCUUAUUUAAAGCUUCUACUUGGAUAAACCUCAACUCCUGUAUUCAGGAGAGGAUACUGUAUUGCACUAUUGUUGCAGAAGCAUAGAUUUAAUUGCAUCAUCAUUUUGAAAAACAUUGAGAUUGAUGUGGUUUAAAGCCACUGAGGCACUGACUUUUUUCUAGUUAUUGUAGUUAUAAUUUAAAUAUUAAAACAGAUAAUCUCAUUGGUGUGCCAUGAGAACUUCAAAGUGUUGUCAUCACAUAAAUGAACUAAAUCACAUGUUAAAAAAGGGAAAACACAAUUUUUAUGUUACGGUGACACCAGCAGUUUGCAUCUUUUAUUAGAAUGUGGAUUGAUGUUUUCUCAGAGUAAUUCAGUGUCAUUUUCACUUGAAACUUCUGAUCUACUUGUCCUGAAGACCAGCUGCUGCUAAAGUAAUACUAGCCUAAAGAUAAGAAGCAUUUUUGAUGAGAAUACCCUCAUGUUAAGGGGGAAAUGCUGUUGACCUACUCCGACACGCAUCUGUGAUGUUGAUAGCCUUGUUUCAAUUUCAAUAGUUGUUUUGGUUUUCUUAAUUGAUUUUGUUAAUAUCUUAACACAGGGUAGGGAGAAAUGGCACAAUGUGUAUCGCAUUAUAUACAUUUAUCACUGAUUUACUUAAUGUUAAGAAAUAGGUAAACACUAUUAAAUACGCGGUAAUACUUGAAAAGAAGUACUUAUACCGUAAGUCUUAGGAAAUAAUGCUUGUAAUAAACUUAACUAUGUUACAUAUCAACAGGCAAAAUAUAGAAUGUUACAUAAGUGUAAUAUGAUAUGAUGUGAUUAAAUUAUAGUUCCUGCUGUUACAUCACCUGUUCAGAUCUUGGCUCCAGUUUUGGUGGUGCUUAUAUAUAUUUUAUGGGACAAGGGACUGUGAAAUUAAGAUAUUUUAAGGACUUAGUCUGUGCUUCAUCACCAGAUUUGUUCACAUUGUUCAGUUCAGAGGCUUGGAACUAUUUAAAUAAGGGAGCAGACUGAAAUGACUUUCCAAACCUACAAGAAGCAUAGAUAAUGCCAUGGGCACUUGUGUUCCAUGCCAAUCAACUAGAUUAAACCUAAGUUAAAAUUUUGAAAGGCUCACUUUUCCCCAAAGCUAAACCUUUAUAUUAAGAACAAUUACUAUUGACUUUUCUUAAGUAGUAAAAAUUGAGAGUUGAGUAUCUUUAGGGAUAGUCAUUAUUUCUCACAAAUAGUUCUCUUAAGAGAGAUUUUGUUUCUACAAUGUAGUCUGCACUGAAAGGGGAGAAUAUGGAGCGGUGCAUUUGCAGGGAUUUUUAUUCAUCCCUUUUGAGGGAGAUGUCCGUUUUUUGGAUUAAAAAAUCCUAUAGACCCAAUAUAUUUUUAAUGUCUUCUCAUCUUUAAAUUUAACCUUGUCUGAAUACUCUAAAAGUGAACUAAUCAUAUCCAUUAGUAAUGAAGUACUUUUUGUUUUCUUUGAAGCAUCAGUUACUUUCCUUCAAAAGGUGAACAAAAAGGUUCAUUUCAGGAAGUGCAUCAAAGUUAGGAAUAUUUCAAUACUACACAUUGGGAGUUUAUAGCUUUUUUUGAAGUUAACAAGAAAAUCUCCACCCACUUCGUUAGGAGCUAUAUAGUUCCAAAACUUAUUGUGAACAAAUGAGGAAAUAACCCUUUCUGCAUCUGAAUUGUCUAAUUAUGCCUGACAUAUUCUGUUCCUUCUCUUUAGUUUAUAUAGUUCUAUGUUUUAGUCAGAUAUAUAACAUUCCAGUUUUUGCAGUUAUAGAGCAUUUUACUUAAGUACAUCCAAAGAUAGUAUGUAUACUUUCCCUACUUAUUCAGCUAAAAUGAUAUUUUCAAAAGCCCUUUAACCUUAUGAUGUGGUUAUUUAUUGAAUAUGUUAAUAAAGGAAAAUUCAUUCUCCUUAA